Messenger RNA from Rangifer tarandus platyrhynchus (Svalbard reindeer), 327 nucleotides. The record is from the annotation of a GenBank genome assembly. NCBI's taxonomy places the organism in Eukaryota, Metazoa, Chordata, Mammalia, Artiodactyla, Cervidae.
AUGAGCAGGACUGGUGGGAAGCUGCUCAGAUGUUUACAAGUCGCCCCUUCCUGCGGUGAGAACGCUGCUUCCUGCUUCUCCGCGGCUCUUCCCAGCGGGCCGGGAAGACUUGAGGUCCCGCCCGGCUCUGGGGGUGGCCCCUCCGAGGAUCUUGAGUGGAGGGACUCCUCUGAUGUCAGCGGGCAAGACAGGAUGUUAAAACAUUUUGGAGAGAGAAGAGGUUGGUUAGAUUUAAUGCAGGGGUCAGCCAACCAUGGCUGGGGUGUGUGGCCCUAUGAGCUAAGAUGGGUUUUAGUUUUUAUUUUUAUCAUAUUUUCAAGGGGUUAG